Messenger RNA from Gamsiella multidivaricata, 573 nucleotides. RefSeq names its product putative Golgi membrane protein. The coding region runs from base 1 to 573 and encodes 190 amino acids. Lineage: Eukaryota; Fungi; Mortierellomycota; Mortierellomycetes; Mortierellales; Mortierellaceae. Gene Ontology annotation, biological process: protein retention in ER lumen; retrograde vesicle-mediated transport, Golgi to endoplasmic reticulum. The record is from RefSeq and is a predicted model, not a curated record. Gene Ontology annotation, cellular component: Golgi membrane. The transcript is spliced from 3 exons.
AUGAACACUGACGCACCUGAGGAAGGUAACGCCUUCUGGGCCCACAAGUCCGCCCUCGAACAGAGGUACCAAAUCAUCCUGGACAAGGUCACCCCACACUACAAGGAGCGCUGGGCGUUCACGGCCGUUGCGCUUCUGAUCUACUUUAUCAGAGUGGUGAUCGCCCAGGGCUGGUACAUUGUCACGUACGCGCUCGGCAUUUAUCUUCUGAACCUGUUCCUGGCCUUCUUGCAGCCCAAAUUUGACCCGUCCCUGGAGAUGGAUAUGGAGGCCGAUUCAGUCGAGGAAGGAGGUCCUGUGCUGCCCACACGAUCUGACGAUGAGUUCCGGCCUUUUGUCAGGAGGUUACCGGAAUUCAAGUUCUGGCACUCGGCGACGCGUUCCAUCAUCAUUGCGUUUUUCUGCACGUUGUUCCGUGUCUUUGACAUCCCUGUGUUCUGGCCCAUUCUUCUGGUCUAUUUUUGCAUGCUGUUCACGUUGACCAUGAAGCGCCAGAUCAAGCAUAUGAUCAAGUACCGAUACAUUCCCUUCAACAUUGGCAAGAAGUCCUACGGCAACAAAAACUUUAGCUAA